AUGGAACAAUCCCAGUCACAUUGCAAAAUCUGUCGAGACUGCGUUUUAUGGCACUCGUUCUUUGUAAAUUGCGGUGGAGGAAGAACGAGAUUCGAGGGGAACGAAUAUGACGAGAAUCUUAGCAAUCUUGGCCCAUCACAUUUCGAGUGGAACGAUAGGUGGGCCUAUAGCAGCACAGGCACAUAUACAGGGGAAGACACUGCACUGUACAGAGUUGGAAGUGACUCGUUAAUGAUAGAUGCAAAUACCAAUCUUUACCAAACGGCCCGUCUUGCCGCAUCAUCGAUAAAAUAUUACGGGCUUUGCAUGCAACAGGGUAGCUAUAGAGUGUGUCUCUAUUUUGUCGAAAUAAUGUAUUUUGAUAACGCGACUUAUAGAAAUCUCGGGAUGAGAGUAUUCGAUGUCGCCAUCCAAGGAACAACGGCUAUACCCAUCAGAGGUAUAUAUGGGCCGUUGAUAUCCGCAAUAGCCGUGACACCAAAUUAUGAUGUCAGCACGGGCUCGGGAGAAAUAUUAUCUGCCAGAGCUAUUACUGGGAUCGUGAUCUCGUCGUGUGUGGUUGUGUUUUUGGUUUUGUUUGUACUCUGGAAGAAAGGAUACUUGGGAGGAAAAGAAUCCGAAGAUAAUGGUCGUGAAGAGCAAAGAGUAAACCUCAACUGGUCCACGAGAAAGAAGAUAUGUAUCAGGAGAGCAAAAGGUCUUGCGUAUCUGCAUGAAGAAUCGAGGUUGAUAAUCGUGCAUAGAGAUAUAAAGGCGACUAAUGUUCUUUUGGAUAGAGAUCUAACUGCUAAGAUAUCCGACUUUGGUUUAGCUAAGCUCGAUGAAGAAAACACUCACAUUAGCACACAAAUUGUUGGGCUUUGGCGGGCGCCCUGCAAUCGAUCGCCGCCACCACUGUACGAUGAGGAGAACGCCAAGGACACCUUGUCAGAAGUGAACCCUUUCGGUGUCCGCGUGGAUCGACUUGAAGACGAGGGCUUCAGCGGUUGUUGGGAGGCAGCAUUUUGGGUGGGCGUCCCGGAAUUCUCAUGCGGGCUGGAUGCAGCCGACUUCCUGACUGGCUUACGUUCUACAAGUGCAAGGGAACCUUCUAGACCUCGUGGACCCCACGCUCGGCUCGGAUUUCUCAAAAGAAAAGGCGCUGAAAAUGCUAAACCUAUCGCUCUUUGCGCGAAUCCUUCACCGAAUUUGAGGCCCACAAUGUCGUCGGUUGUGAGCAUGCUCGAAGGUAAAGCAAAGGUGCAAGCGCUCCUCGUGAAGCGUGGGCCCGCAGGCAAAGAUGUUCAGUUCAAAGCUUUCGAGGUGCUCUCACAAGAUAGCCAAACGCAAGUCUCGAAGAUUUCUCAUGAUUGUCGAGAGCAAAGGGGUGUUUCGAUGGAUGGUCUUGAAGACGGGUAUCGAUGUGCUUGCUCCGGUCACGGAGGACUGGAUUUUUUGCAAGGGCAAUGGCGGGCUGGUUGUCCACCAAGAGCUGGUGGACGAGCUUCCUCGCCGGUCAGCUCUCCCAGCAACCGACGCAGCCAGACCGCCUGGCACGCCGCUGUGGCUGCCGCUACGUACUCCGCCUCGCACGUAGACAACGCCACAAUCUUCUGUUUCAGCGACUGCCAUGAGAUUGGGGCCGAUCCAAGGAAGACGAGCACACCAGAGGUGCUCUUCCGCCCAUCAAUGUUGCCUGCCAUCUCUGCAUCGCUAAAAACCGUGAGUCGCAGCCCACUUUAG
Striga hermonthica is the source of this 1722-nucleotide messenger RNA. NCBI's taxonomy places the organism in Eukaryota, Viridiplantae, Streptophyta, Magnoliopsida, Lamiales, Orobanchaceae. The record is from the annotation of a GenBank genome assembly.